This is a messenger RNA of Opisthocomus hoazin, 879 nucleotides long. The record is from RefSeq and is a predicted model, not a curated record. NCBI's taxonomy places the organism in Eukaryota, Metazoa, Chordata, Aves, Opisthocomiformes, Opisthocomidae.
AUGGCCUGCAGAGGGGUGUCCCCAGUGUUCCCGCGUCCCCGGGCAGGUGUGGCUCGGGGCCAUCCCCGUGCCCCUGUGUCACAUGUCCCCGCUGUCCCCGCGUCCCAGGUGUUGGUGCUGACGGGGAUCAUCAAGAUCAGCCUGAAGACGCUGCUGGCGUUGCGUGCGGCGGCGGACGCUGGGGCGCUUCGGGCUGCAGCAGACUUUGUCGGCACCUCCACCACGGACGAGCCCUGGGUGGGCUCCUGGAGACCCCACCGCCCUCGUGGCUUCAUCAUGGCACAGUUCACCAGCCCGGGGCCCAAAUACACCAUCCCUGGGACAACCGGUUACCUCUCUCACAACCCCACGAAGGCCAAAGCCCCCGCCUACACUUUCCAAGGGCCCAGGCACCGCAUGGCAGAGGACUGCUCGCCGGGUCCCUGCUACUACGUCCCGCCCUCGGUCACCAGGCACGGGAAGCACGUGGGCUCGGCGCAGCACCUGGGCAGGCGGCUGCCCGGUAACAAGAUGGAUGUCACCCCCGGACCGAGGCCCAACGCCUACACCCUGCCCCGGAUGAUGGGGCCCAACACCGCCCACACCCACGCCAGCCCGUGCUACUCGAUGCAGGGGAAGAGCAAGCACCACAGCUUUGCCGAAGACCUGGCCAAGGUGAGCCGUGCCUCGCUGCUCUCCCGGCGGCGGGAGGGCUCCGGCGCCCGCUGCAGCCCCUCUUCACGCAGAAUCCCGGCCUCUUGGGGAGCCAGGUCCCGCUGCCACGUGUUUCUCCUCUUGCUUUUCCCCGUCCAGGUGACUCUGACCAAGCCACAGGCGCCGGCCCACACCUUCGGGCUGCGGCACUCCUGCUUCACCGCCCCGCUGGUCCUGGACGUCUGA